GUAUAUACAAGAAAGAACAGUUACAUGGCUGUCACAUUAGGAAGAGGAUGUCACAACGCAGCGCUCUGUCAGAGAUUGAAAAAUCAUUUGACAGAACGAGGACGAGAAAUUUCCUCUGCAGUAUCUGGUCAAAUCAGAGGUCUGAGGAACAGAUUACACAAGAAGAGUUCCAAAACGAUUUUGUCGAUACAUAUGAUGAGCAGAAUGUAGAUGGAAAUGAAUUUUCUAACAUUGAGGUAACGGAGCAGGCUUUGCUCCAAAAAAUCACCUCAGACUAUUCCACAGACUCUCAAAGCAAAGACCACAAUUUAAAGAGCAAAGAAGUCAAUGAAGUUGUUGUUCCAAAAUCAAAUGAUCUGAAACCGACCAUUUCUGGGUUAGAUGAACCAGAUGUGAAUUGUUAUGACUUCUCGGAAAUGGGAGCAGGUCUACAUAACCCUAAUGUUCAGGAUGAUGAUGAUACAAGUGACUAUUUUGACAGUGAAGACGAAUACUUUGAAACGUAUAGAAAGAAUUUUGAAGAUCAAAGAUCAAUGCAUGGCAUGGUGUAUUCUCCUUACAAUUCUGAAGGAAAUGGAAGAUACAGUAGAGGUAUAGCACAAUACUAUAAUAUGCCGGUAUUCAUGAAGUCCAUUCAAAAGUACGCAGAUAGCAAUGGUUUUGAAGUACAUGAUGUUACAGCAGACGGAAACUGUCUCUUCAGAGCUAUAGCUGAUCAGCUGUCAAUCAAUGGUGUAUUUGGAAAUUCGCCUGAUUCACUACGGAAUUUCGUUCUCAAGUAUCUUCGACAAAAUCCCCUACAAGAGGAUGGCUCACACUUAGAAGCUUUCCUUUUUGCCGAAACAUGGGAACAAUAUCUAUCAAGAAUGGAGAAAAACAUCGAAUGGUGUGAUCAUAUCAUUCUGAGAGCUUGUGUAGACGCACUAGGGAUGAAAGCCGUGAUUUAUAACGUGUAUGAAACAGACGUCAGACGCACUGAAGUCUUGCCUGGAGGCCAUCAAGGACGGGGGGAAUGUUUGACGAUUUAUCUCGGUCACUUUGGAGAGUUUCACUACCUGAGCUUACGACCAAAGAACUGGGAGAGGGAAUGGCAAUACAAAGCACUGUUGUUCAGAUACCACACAUGUACCAAAUACAUGGAACCUGUUGUAAGGAAGCAAUUUCUUCAGAGGAAAAUGGACAGCAUGAAAAAGUUUAAUGUUGCAGGAAAAGAAGCCAUGAAGAAUCUAUUAGGAAUUGAAACAAUUAACACAGAGAACCAAAUCAGCAAGAAAUGUAUACUUUCUCGGGAUCUUGUGUAUUCAUUCUGUCAAACUUACGGGUUAUCUGAUCUGGAACCAGAAGAAAGUGAAGAUUCCCAGCAGUACUGCAUUGAAGACAGUUUUCACAUCGACUCAAGAACAGGGAUACCACUUUCACAUCUCUUCUUCAUGUUCAGGCAUUUGAUACCUCCAUUAAUGAUUGUGACAUACUCUCAGUAUAUUCCACCAGUUACUGUAGACGGAACUAUGUUUCAAUACAUAGGCACUUACGCAACGGGAACAGACGUGUUCUUGAGGGAUAUCACCAGAGGACAAACAAUGCAAAACGAUGAAAUGAGAAAAGACGAAAGAGUUGUUGCACAUACUAUAAAAGCCUUAUUGUCCAAAAUCACGCCUGAUACAGCGUCAACCCAUCCGGGAUAUUUACGUGUAAAAGUUCUGUCGUCUGGUACUGAAUUUCCUGCAAAAAGUCUAUAUAGACUUGCAGGACAGAUUUAUCUGAAAAAUCUAGAAGUUCCACAGGAGAUGACUCUCCCCCAGAGAACGGCAGAAUGUAUGGUAGGAUUCCAAUGUGAAUUUCCAUCAACAACGAUAGAGUGGCGCAACAGACCAAGAAAAUUCCAGUGGCCCCCAAAAGAGGUGAUCGCUGCAAUUCAAGAAUCGGGAUGUACCGUGAUCCCUAAACACCAUCCACAAAGUUCUCAUCCAGAGAUUGAAUGGAAAUUUAAUUUCUCUAAAUCCGAGACUAUACUCUUCCGCAAAGCUAUAAUUGUUUCGACAGGUCGACUACACGGGUUCUAUACACUAAAAGUACUGUUAGAAAGUUGCAGCGCUGGACGAAUAAAACACAAACACAUCAAAGCUAUCUUUUUCAGCUGCUGCGAACAGAUUCCAGUAGAUACAUGGGAUACAAAUUUUGGAGGAGCUAUACUUUAUAGUGUAUGUUAUCUGUUAGAGUGCUUGAAAAGGAAGAACUUGCCAUAUUACUUUAUUCCAAGUAGAAAUCUUCUUGACUGCUACACGGAGGAAGAAAUUGACGACAUUUACUUUCAGACAGAAGCUGUUCGGUUGUUCCCUGUACAAACUAUUCAAUUUCUUGCCUCGAAAUACGGAUAUUCAUAUGGAUCAAAGUUAGAAACGAUCAUUUUUCAAAACUGUAGAAACUUUGCAAGAAACAGAAACUUAGUCCAAACUUUUAAAAAUGAUUUUGUCCCUGGAACCAUACGAACAGUAAAAUUUUUGGCUCGACGGGGAUGGUAUGAUGCGGCAUUUACCCUCCUUCGUGGUACUUAUGAAAUAGGAUUUUGUUCAUAUGGGGAAGAAUACUGCAGUUUGGCCGAGUUUUUCUGUAGUGCUCUCGGUGAGCUUGGGCAGAAGACAUCUCGAAUCGUUUUGGCAAAAAUGUUUGAGAACGAAUGUGGCAUUAAUCUAUUAAAUUCCAUCAUGAGAAAAGAAGGCUUAUUUGUUAAGGAUAUCUUACAAUGGGAAGUAAGUUUCAAGAUUGCCUGGCUUGAUAUUCCAGCAGAGAAAACAAAAAAUUUCGAGUUACAGGCAGAAUUCUUUUAUGAUUUAAGCAAAAAGGAAUUGAAAAGAGGCAAUACCGAUUUAGCUUCUCUUGGAAUUGCAGAAGCUAUCCACUGUUUGGAGCGAGCCAUUCAAGACAGUAACAUGCUUGACGUUACAGAGAUUGAAGAUGAGGAAUUAAAUAGGGAAAUCCUGGCACAGAAAUCUGAUAUCUUGAAAAAGCUGAAAGAAAAACUAAAAGACUGCUUUAUACAUGCAUAUUGGAUUUCACAGUUAUAUCGGACAUUUAGCCCACUUCAGAAUUAUAUGCCGGCGAUAGAAGAAUUGAGUAAAGAAUUGCCAGAGAUGUAUGGCAUCGUUAGCAUUAUGUUUCGAUUCCUGUACAACCACAACAAGCGAAAAGAAUAUGAAGAACUUUAUGAUUUGUAUUUGGGUGCAGGUACGAAGUGGGCACACGAAUCAACAUGUAAGCUGAACAAAUUUUAAGCAAGUGCUGCAUAAUAUUGCACAACCUGCAAUAAUUGAUGUAAAACAGACGACAGAGAUUUUGUCGACCUGAAUCCAGUGUAUUUGGCCACACACGUGUCACUGUUAUAGAAUGUUGUAAAGCAUGAAUGUGAUCGUUUUUAAUUUCUUUAAUGGAAUUAUAUUAAGAUCACUUAAAAACUGUUUACAUGCAUUUUUUUUUUUUUUUUUUACUUCUGGUGAUGUUGAAAUAGAAUAUAUCAUUGGAAUUGUACGUUUGUACGAGUAUGUGAUUAAAAAUUGCCUUGCAUCGAU
Messenger RNA from Ostrea edulis (European flat oyster), 3566 nucleotides. RefSeq lists its product as uncharacterized. Lineage: Eukaryota; Metazoa; Mollusca; Bivalvia; Ostreida; Ostreidae. The transcript has 6 exons. Bases 48 to 3272 code for a protein of 1074 amino acids. The record is from RefSeq and is a predicted model, not a curated record.